Molecule: messenger RNA, 567 nt
Organism: Medioppia subpectinata
Lineage: Eukaryota; Metazoa; Arthropoda; Arachnida; Sarcoptiformes; Oppiidae
Source: the annotation of a GenBank genome assembly
GUAACCGAUAUAACUGACAACUAUAUGGUUUGCACGAGUGAUAGGCUAUCGAUAAGCGAGUUACUAUACCCGACUGUAAUUAGUAAUCGAAUAAGCAUAUUAUCGAGCGAGGUGCAACUAGUUGGCGAGUUGACCCUGUUGGACACGUUCAGCACAACAUUAUGGAUAGCGUCGGCAUUGAUUGCAGAUGAGCAGGAAAUCAAUUAUAUCAUGGCAUUAAACCCGAGUCUACCCCUCCAUAAGUCUACCAAAAACACACUGUUAGCCAUAUCUGGUCUAUUGGUCCGCAAAGAUCUUAAUCCAUGGGUUAAACAACGAUUCAAACAAAAAUUUACAGUAAUGGUUGAGACAGGUCUACUUAUGUGGCGAAUAAAAGUGAACAAGAUCAUUGCUAAAACCAAGAGUAUAUUAUCAGAAUUGAAAGCUAAUUACUACAUCUAUCAGGGAUAUCUUAAGUCCGUUGAAAACACACUGUUAGCCAUAUCUGGUCUAUUAGUUCGCAAGGAUCUUAAUCCAUGGAUUAAACAACGAUUCAAACAAAAACGGGUCUAUUGCACUGGCGAAUAA